Molecule: messenger RNA, 5724 nt
Organism: Anopheles coustani
Lineage: Eukaryota; Metazoa; Arthropoda; Insecta; Diptera; Culicidae
Exons: 3
Coding region: 142-2307 (721 amino acids)
Source: RefSeq, a predicted model, not a curated record
CCGCAAUCCAGCCGAGGUGUUAUCGCCCGAAGUGACGCGCAAGCGACGGCGUUUGAUUCGAACGAUGUCGCCGACACUGCCUCGACAUCCGUUGUCGGUGCGUCGCAGCCACAGACAAACAUUCUGCCACAUUCCCGCACCAUGCCACUCUACCUCAAUGGCUUUUCGCAACAGCAGCAACAGCAGCAACCCGUGCCCACUACCACCACCAACACCACCACCACUUUCCCACCGGAGCAGCCACCCCAACGGUACGGUUCCGGUCAGCAGUUUGUCAUUCAGCACACGGGUCAGCAGUCGGCGAGACGCGCGCUCGGUUCGCACAUCUACGCCGUCAUGUCGGCGAUCCGCCGUAUCACCCAGCUGCUGCCAGCGCACUUCCGGCCAACGGUGGCCUGCGAAGGGGAGGACUCGUCGGACGCUGGCAGCGACGAGCUGCUGGUCGGCGACACCUGGACCGACUGCCUGCCCGCGCUGUGCACCGAAGCGAUCGCGUUCAACCGGGCCACGCUGCACUGGUUCCGAACGGCGGUGCCGAAAGACGAGGGCGCGUUGGCGGCACGACUCGACAACUGCGUGACCGAGCCAUACGUGAAGGCGCUCGCUGGUUUGCUGGCGCGGCUGGUCACCGAGCAGGAGGUGUUCGGCGAGCGGCUCGCCUGGCUGCUGCAGCACCUGCAGGACGGGCCAGUGUCGCGCGAACGGCUGACCGAAGUGUCCACGACGCUGCAGCACCUCGCUCAGGGUAUCGGCAAGUUGCGAAGCGAGUUCAAGCAGUCGGUGGAGGCGGGUGGCAUUUGGGGACGCCGGAGGCACCUGCGCCGAGAAACAAGCGGUGGUGGCGAUGGGGAAGGUCGCGUAGAUGAAGACAAUGCGGCCAACGUUUCGCUUUCGGUGAUCGACAGUUUCGAGGACUUGGAGGCGCACGAAGCUACGACGAAUCCGGAGUUGGCCCCGCUGCUCCGGGCGAUGCCACGCCAGGUCGGACUACGCCUGAUGUUGCACAUCUACGAGGUGCGUCGCUGGACGAUGAGCAUUAUUAAGAUGCUGCCGAUGCACUUCCGACCGGAUAUCGUGACGGAGAUUUGCGGCGGCAGCAGCGGGUGCGACGAGGAGGAAGCGGCCAACAUCGCUAACCUGAUGCCGCUGUGCGCGGCCACCCGCGUGAUGAACUGGUCGACGGUGAGCUGGAUCCGGGACACGACACCACUGACGCCGGGCCGCGAACACGAGCGCGCCGUCGACAUCCUGGGGAGGCGGGCCGGCAAGUGCAGCCGGGCGUACGGUCGGGCACUCGUCAGCCUCCUGUGGCGGCUGCGCACGGCGCUGGAUACGUUCGACGAGAAGCUCGCCUGGCUGCAGUGGAGCUUUGACACGCUGCAGGAGCUGGUCGGUAAUGAUCGGCACGACGUCACGAUGCGGACCGGCUGGGUCGAGGCAUGCAGCACGCUGGACGGCAUCGCUCAGAGCAUCGACGGGUUGCGGCGGGACUUCGAGCAAAUGGAGGAAGGCAACUGGUGGCGCUGGUGGCGAUGGGUGAACCAACUGCUGCCGCUCGAUGGCGAACAGGAGCGCCGCAGCACGGAACCACCCAUGUUGGCGGCGGCUUCGGGAACUUCAACGGAGGCGUAUACUCAGCCCUUGGAGCAGUUACCACAACAGCCAGUACAGCAAAAACCGCAGCCACCCUUGACGUUGGAGCAGCAGCGGGAGCUAUUGAAUCAGUUUCUACUGCACUCGAUGUCAACUUCGGGAACUUCAACGGUAUCGGAGGCGUAUACGCAGCCCUUGGAACAGCCUUUCAUGCCGUUGGAGCACCAGCGGGAGCUAUUGGAUCAGUUUCUACUGCAUUCGCAGCAGAAGCAACGCCGGCAAGCGAAGAAACCCCAAUGGCAGAUGAAGGCGCCCAGAUACGAGUUGCUACUGAACCCGAUGCCGGACGGUCGAACGCAAAUCGUGGUCAAUCCUCCGGAUGUGCUGAACCUGACGUACUAUCAGGAUGCCAACCAUCACGAUCACAACUAUCUACAUCAGAACCAGCAUCUCCAGUUGCAGCAGCAGCAGCAGCAGCAACUUCAGCAACAGCCGCAACAACAGCAGCAGCAACAACAACAGCAUCAACUUCAGCCCCAGCAGCUGCAUGAACCGGAGGUAGCACCACAGCAUCAUUCGCAGCAGGCUCAGCAGCCGCAGCAGCACCAUCAGCUGACCAUGACGGCGAGCACCGCGACAACACCGCCGACCAAAUGCAGCCCGUUCCAGAUGGCCACCCUGAACGCGCAGCCGGGCGUUGCGACAUACAACUGAUGCGAUGAACAUGGCCGGUAGUAGCGUGCUGCUGGCUUGCAGACGUUCCUGCAACCUAGACCGUGUGACUUCUUCGAAGGUUGACGGACACCCCGCCCAACCUGCUUCCAUAAUGAAGUUGUCUGUUGGAUUCGACUAAUCAGCAGCAACACUGGCUGCGAUCAGUGCAAACCCUACAUCCCUCAUCCUUCGCCUUCAUUCUAUGUCUGUUUUUGGCGGAUCGUCUUUGCUGAGCUUUAUUACUUACAGCUACGGAGCGCGCUCCGAAGGGAGAACCGAAACGUUAACGCAAGGAGGGCACAACCUCCUAUUGCUACCCUUUGUGCUGGCUUAGACUCUAUUCGUUUUUAACGUUUAAAACUAUUUGUAACUUAACAUGAUUAUUGGAGAUUCAUACUGUACAGUCUAGAUAUUAGGGUAUACAUAACCACAUAGGGAUAGAAGUUAAUAGCUAUAGGUUUUUCUAUAUAGCCGGUGUGAAACCAACAAUGCCGCGAUUGUAGUGGUGUUGCGAUUAUUAGUUUAUAUUGAUAUAUUUGUUUUAAUCCAGUCAUGCCGUAUACAUUGUAGGCUGAUUCGCCGGUCGACGAGUCGCAAGUUGCAGCGUACCUACUCCGUGCGAAUCCGGACCCAGCAAAUGGUAGUACUUGCUACUAACUACAAUGUAGCUACUUGCCAUUUGUAUAGAACCGAAUCUACUUUUACAGGAAAGUAGGUGGAUGUUAUUGGUUGACAACUCGUGUAAUUUCAAGUUGUCAAACAAAAACUUUUCGACCUUUGUUACAGAAAUAUUAGGUUGUAGUAUCAGUGAUCGAUCUUUUUAUUUAUUGACGAUCAAAUGAUAGUAAAUUAAAAUUCAUACCUUCCUGCUUACUUGUGUGAGUGAUUUAGUUACCGGCACGUACUUGCUACAGUGCGGACGGCUUCUUGCCACUUGCCUGCUUACUCACCACUUGCCGACGUGCGAAUUAGCCUUAUCUAUAUGGAUGUAUAUGAAGCAUGGAUACAUCAGGCAAACGUGCGACGUAAACAAUAGAAUCGCUGAAAUACACACACAUAAACACACACAUACACACAAUCCUGCAUCAGGGAGCAGUCGAGAAGAUAGCGAAACAUUUGGAACACCAGUACACCAACCAUAUUAAAAGUGAAAUAAUACACGAGAAAGGAAUUCCGGAUUCAUGGCACCCACGCAUGCGAAUGCAAACGACUAACGCAACAAAAAAAGAAAGUGUACGGUAGGAAAACAAUUAUAGCUAAAACAUAGCACGGUAGCCGAUACGUCGACGCGUCGGAAAGGACGAGUUCGUAAAAGAAGAAGAAAAACACAAAAAGGUCUCAUCACUAACUGCCAUUUUCGUACAGUUUACUCGUGUACUCUCUCGCGGCCCACUGUCCUCCGAAAGGAAGGGGAAGAUUUAGGUUUAAACUUUUGCGUGUAGGUAUCGACAAGGCUUUGUGUUUCCUCGUUUGCCUCCGUUGGUUAGUUUUCUAUCGUUUCCCUGCUCGGGUGUGAAAACAUCAACUCCAGUCCAGUAUUCGCUUACCUCGAAACCGGUUGCGGAAAUGAUAUUUUAAAAAGGACGCAUUAGGGAUUUUUGCGGAAGUCAACAACGAAGCGUUGAGUCAAAAAGAGGAAAUCUUUGUGGGUUUUGCAUGUGACACGUUACUAUUUCGUCAUGUUAGUAUCGAAGAUGCGUUAGGCAGAUGCAAAUGCGUAUAUGUUUUAGAAAGUCAGUUCAUUUUCUUGCAGUGAAGUUUUUGUAUGUUUUUUUUCAUUAUUUACCGUGUUCGUACAGAUUCGUGUUAUGAUAGUUGCCAACCUUUUACAUAAUACGCUAAGCGCUAUGCGCAAACCAACGGGACCGACGUAGCGCUUAACGUGAUAAUGUAUUUUUCCAUAUUCUUGUUUUUCGCAAUAUCAUAAUACUUUCAUUCUUGACACAUAAUUUUCCAAUUCGUUAAGCAACCUGACUAGUUCUUAAUAUUGCAUUUGGUUGGUACGUCCGCUCACUAAUGGAAAAGUCUUAUGAGCCAUAGGUAAAUACGUAAGAUGCCCUUUACCAUACCAUUUCGUAUUAAUUAAGUUCAAAAGCAUUGCUCGCAUAUGCUGCAUUCUUUCCCAUACAUCCUUCCGCUACUCACUCUUCGAGCUAACCAAAACGGAAGGAGAACAAGUGUGGUUGUAUACCACCGGCUGGACAGUCUUCGGGACGAUGGACACGAUGAUGUAGUGUAGGGACAGAAAGCAAAAUCGAAUGAAAUCCAAGAGGAUAUGAGAUAUAUGAGGAGGAAAUUGUGGGGAAAAGGCUGGCUGUAGUGGUACAACAAGAGAAGUAUGGGCAGCCGAAUGAUUUUCAGGUCCAGUUCUGAUUGAAGGUCAUGGCUCAGAGCGCACUUAAAUGAACGGUGAAGGAUUUGUGAUAACGAAAACAAAAAAUAUAGAAGAGAGUGAAAAACAGAGUCCUCCGAGCGGAAAGGAGGUGCGUGUCCGGCGUGAUCUGUCUGCGGGCGGAAUCGGAUCGGAAGUUGUGUAAAUUAUGAUAGAUUUUGCGGUAAAAUAAUAAGUUUACAUUAGUUUGUUUUAGUUCACUACAUUAACGACUUAUGGCAUACAGGCAGAGAGCUAGUGCUAAGUUAGGCAACGGAUGAUCGGAUUAGUGUUUAGCAGAGUGGAGAAAGGCGUUCGCACGAGAGAAUAUAGGUGGUAGCGUUUAGUGUACGAUUUUACUUGAGCCAAGUAAUGAACUAUGCAAACAAAAACCAGAAAAAAUAAUUCAAAUAAUGCAACAGCAGCAGUAGUGGUCCGAUUAAGUCGGUUGGAAAUCGUUUCGUCAUCCUUUCCAGCGUAGGGAAAAGUACAUGUGGAUAGGGACAAACGCUGAACAGCAGCAACCGGAUGGAGUAGGUCUGAAACCCACUCAACAAUCAAAGUUCGAGUCCAAAGUGUAAGAUGUUUGGUAACAAGGUAUGAUACGUGAACUUAUUUCGCUUAGGAUUAAGAGCGUGUGUGUAAUUGAAGGAGGAAAGAAUUAGAGAAAUAGCGAUAGUCGAAUGGGGGAGACGUUGCGGGAGAUGCUAUGUGUACUGAUGCGCAACGGUCGAAUUGUCUCGCAAGGACAUGGAUUGUUUUUCAAGCCGGCUUUCGUCGGAUCGUGAUUCGUAUAGGUAUGAUGAUAGUGUUGCGUAGAUACUCUCUCACUCUCUCUCUCUUAAGUAGCCGCUCGAGAAAAAAGGAGCAAAUGGAACAAAAACGAAACAAAAAAUAUGAAGUGGAAGUAUAACUAACGAAUGAAGCGUGGAUAGAUUUAAAGAAAAUGUAUGAGCAAACUUAUGUAAUGCGAAGAAAAAAAAACAAACAAAACAAAAACGAAACUACCAAAAAACAUGAUAUAAAUACUGCCAUUGUGCAUCAUC